AGGAAAUAAAAGAUUUCAUUACGUAGAUUAAAGCUCUAGAACAACCCAACCCUGUUAUUCUGAGAUAAGCGUUGUAUGCAGGGGUACAGUUGUUAUUAACAUCAAGGCCUCUAUGUAAGAUUGUUAAGAAAUGUUUCUUGAUAACUGGAUACUUAUAUUCACUUUUGGAGGCAUAUCUAUCUCCGUGUGUCAACAAAUCACCAUCAACAAUGUAGAAUCGAGUAUAUUACAAAAAGACACCGACAGAAUUGUUUUGACGGCGGUUGUUGAUUACAAAAACAAAACUGAAGAAUGGCACAAAAAGAUUAUUUUCAAGUACAGAGUAAACAAUGAGUCUAAUAAUAAUUGGAUCUGCAUUGUUGACUUAGAGAGGCCAUGUACUCAUGCAUACAGGAAAAGUAUAUGCUAUUGUCAAGGGAAAGACGAGUUCGGAAUUUACAAUAUUGUCAUAAAUAUAACUGCAAAAGCCAUUUACAGUGAAGCUCAUAUUUUUGCAAGGCUCACUCAUAAAAGUAAUGUUAAGCUCUACAGUAACUUCCAAAAGCUACCUCGUGUAGUGGUACUUGAAAACAGAACAACGAAAGAGACUGAAAAUACAACGAAAGAAACGAAUGUAGACGAGACAAGUACUAAAGAUAGCAUUACAGUUUCUGAACCUGAUGAUUUAAUAUUGCUAACUAAAGACGGAAAUGAAGGCUAG
Molecule: messenger RNA, 700 nt
Organism: Physella acuta
Lineage: Eukaryota; Metazoa; Mollusca; Gastropoda; Physidae
Source: RefSeq, a predicted model, not a curated record